This is a messenger RNA of Oncorhynchus mykiss (rainbow trout), 2027 nucleotides long. RefSeq names its product alpha-N-acetylgalactosaminidase. Gene Ontology annotation, molecular function: alpha-galactosidase activity. The record is from RefSeq and is a predicted model, not a curated record. Gene Ontology annotation, biological process: glycoside catabolic process; oligosaccharide metabolic process. Lineage: Eukaryota; Metazoa; Chordata; Actinopteri; Salmoniformes; Salmonidae. Gene Ontology annotation, cellular component: cytoplasm.
AGCUGACAACAACGCGCUGGAUCAUGUGAUAACCGCUUCCUCAAAUGUGUGAUCAGAUGUGGUUUGUAUUAUUUUCAAAGCAGAGCAUAGGCGACACCCUUGAGGCACUAACCGAACGCUGCUUUGCAAGCUGUAAAAAAAAAUAAAAAUAACCCAGAAUGCGAUUUGCAGUAGCAUUGUGUGUGCUGGCGCUCUUUGUGGCCACCCUGGCCCUGGACAAUGGUCUGAUGAGGACCCCUCCUAUGGGCUGGUUGGCAUGGGAACGCUUCCGCUGUGACAUCGACUGUCAGAACGACCCCAAGAACUGCAUCAGUGAGGUUCUGUUCCGGGACAUGGCAGACAGGCUGGCCGAGGAUGGCUGGAGGGAGCUGGGAUAUGUCUACGUCAACAUAGACGAUUGCUGGGCCUCCAAGGACAGAGACAGUAAUGGACGCCUGCAGGCUGACCCUAAGCGGUUCCCAAGUGGGAUCCCCAACCUGGCGAGCUACAUCCAUGACCGGGGGCUGAAGCUGGGUAUCUAUGGGGACAUGGGCACACUCACAUGUGGAGGGUACCCUGGGACCCCCCUGGACAAGAUCACUAUAGACGCUCAGACUUUCGCUGACUGGAAAGUGGACAUGCUGAAGUUUGACGGCUGCUACUCCAACGCUACGGAGCAGGAGCAGGGCUACCCUGCCAUGUCAAAGGCUCUGAACGCUACCGGACGCCCCAUUGGCUACUCAUGCAGUUGGCCAGCCUACCAGGGUGGACUCCCACCCAAGGUGAACUACACCCAACUGGGAGAGAUCUGUAACCUGUGGCGUAACUAUGGUGACAUAGAGGACUCGUGGAAUAGUGUGCUGAGCAUUGCUGAUUGGUUCUUCAACAACCAAGACGUCCUGCAGCCUGCAGCUGGACCCGGCCGGUGGAAUGACCCUGACAUGCUGGUGGUCGGGGACUUCGGGCUGAGCAUGGAUCAGUCUCGGUCUCAGAUGGCUCUGUGGGCCAUCAUGGCUGCUCCUCUCUUCAUGUCCAACGACCUGAGGACCAUUAGUAGCGGGGCACGCACCAUCCUGCAGAACAAGGUGGCCAUCGGCAUCAACCAGGACCCCAUGGGCGUCCAGGGUAGACGCCUGAUCAAGGAGAAGAGCGGUAUUGAGGUGUUCUGGCGCCCUCUGUCUGAUAAGGCCAGUGCUCUAGUGUUCUUCAGUCGUCGUACUGACAUGCCUUACCGCUACCAGGCCUCCCUGGGACAACUCAACUACACCACUGGCAGCUACAAGAUCUAUGAUGUGUUUGCGGAGCGGGAAAUGCCCACACUGAAGGACUCCACAAACUUUGUUGUGUCCAUCAACCCCUCGGGUGUGGUCAUGUGGUAUAUCUCAGCCCCUGCUGACCAGGACGAGAACACCCACAUCGGGGGAAAGCUCAGGGGACCCGCCUUCCAUCGCCACGCCAACGGUAUCUCACCCAUUGUACUGUAACCUUCCCCUUUGUCUUUGAUGUCUCCUUAAGAUGAUACCUGUUUUCUCCCAGCUCUACUUUUUCACUAAUCCAACAUAAUAUAAGCCAUUUAGCAGACUUUUUAAUCCAAAGCGAUUUAGUCAUGCGUGCUUACAUUUUACGUAUGGGUAAUCCCGGGAACAUUCUCAUCAAUGAAUACCUCAAGGAAGGGAGCAAAGUAGUUCUUUCCUGAAUGGACAGAGCAAAUGCUAUUUUAAUGUUGUUCCACAAAGAUGACAGUUGUCUCCCUGAGAUGACAUCACUCUACUCAGGAAUGUUCUGAUUAUGCAAUCGACAGUAACCAUGAUGAUGCUGGUCACUGCCACUGCACUGUAGUUUUUUAUUUUCGCAAGUUUUAAUUUAAAAGGUACUCCUAUUUUCAUUGCACUAGUUUUUAAUGUUCUGGAUUUAAGGGCUCUGGUGGGAAAUGUUUUCAAGGAAUAUCAGGAAAUUAUCAGAUAGCUUAUUUUAAAUGAUUGAUGCUGUGAAUGAUUUUUGUAUUUUCUUAAGUGUUCAAAAACCAAUAAACACUUUUUUUCCCAGUG